AUGGCAAAUCUUAACUUCAAAACACCUAUGUUUAAGGUAAAGAUACAAAAACCUCGUAAUAAAAAAAAGAAGGUCAUCAAUAGUAGGAUUAUGCAUGAUGUUGCAAGUUCAGAAAAUAGAAAUAAUACCAAAGGAUAUUAUAAGUGUGAAGGUGUUAAUCUUUACAUGACUUCUGCUCCACCAUUGAAGAUACCUGAUCCUCCUAAGAAAUUAUUAAACUACCUUAAAAUACGUAGAAAUGACAACAUUAAUCUAAAAUGCACUCAAGGUAAGUUAGCUAAUGUAAAAGAGGUUGCGCAUUCUCCUAAAAAAAGGAAAAAAAUUAAUGAGUUCAUGGCAUACAGAAGUUACUAUUCAAGGUUUUCAAAUGGUUUAAUUCCCCAAUUGGAAUUAUCUAGGAUCUUAGCUGACUUAUGGCAUGAAAAUCCAGAAAUAAAAAGAACAUGGGAACUGUUUUCGGAACAAUACAAUAUAGAGCAGCCAAAUAAAAGUUUCCCCGAUUGGUUAGAAGAAAAAUACAGUGCUCAUUAUGUACUUCAGGAGAAACAAGAGGUAAAAGAAUUAAGGAAAAGUAACAUACAGCAACCAUAUGUGGAGGAUCUCUAUUUGAAUACUGCAAGUAAUGAUGCUGAAUUGGACAAUGUAUAUAAAUUUCAUGGCACAUGUAGUGCAGAUAAUGUUCAGUAUGCAGGAUCUGAUGAGGGAAUAUUCCUGAAUAAUUUACUUAGUGAUGCUGAUCUUUUCCAAAUAUUGGACGAAGUAUCAUCUUUUUAA
Eremothecium sinecaudum is the source of this 774-nucleotide messenger RNA. RefSeq names its product transcriptional co-activator mating type protein alpha (gene HMLALPHA1). The record is from RefSeq and is a predicted model, not a curated record. The coding region runs from base 1 to 774 and encodes 257 amino acids. Gene Ontology annotation, cellular component: nucleus. Gene Ontology annotation, molecular function: DNA binding, bending. Lineage: Eukaryota; Fungi; Ascomycota; Saccharomycetes; Saccharomycetales; Saccharomycetaceae. Gene Ontology annotation, biological process: positive regulation of mating-type specific transcription, DNA-templated. The transcript has a single exon.